CAACACCACUACCACCAACAUCAACACCAGCACCACCACCAACACCACAUCUGUAGAUUUACAGAACUAUAAUUACAUCCAGAUCUUUUCCAUUAUGGCGGAGAGUGCAGACAUGGAGCAGCUCCUGACGGCUUUUAAAAAGUUUGCCAUUCAUGGAGACAUGAAGGCCACGGGGAAGGAGCUGAAUGGGAAGAACUGGGCCAAACUGUGCAAAGACUGCAAGAUCAUCGACGGCAAAAAUGUCACCUGCACUGACGUGGACAUCGUCUUCUCCAAAGUCAAACAGAAGACAUCUCGGGUCAUCACGUACGAGGAGUUUCAGAGAGCUAUGCAAGAGUUGGCUCCAAAGAGGUUCAAAGGUCAAAGUAAAGAGGAGGCGCUGCAAUCAAUCUUCAAACUGGUGGAAGGCAGAGAGCCCACCAACGUUGGAGUGACAAAAGUGGCGAAGACGGCGGCUGUGGACCGUCUGACUGAUACAUCCCGCUACACUGGAUCGCACAAAGAGCGCUUUGACGAGAGCGGCAAGGGCAAAGGUCGGGAGGGCCGGGAGGAGAUUGUGGAGAACACGGGUUACGUGGGAGCGUACAAGAACGCCGGGACAUACGACACCAAGAUGAAGCCCGAGAAAUAACAAGGCAGGAGGCUGCGCCCCCUGCUGGGAGCUGAAAGAAAGUACAGCUCCUCUACAGCACUUAGUCUGGAUCAAACCUUGAACUCUGAACCCUCUGUGUGUGUGUGUGUGUGUGUGUGUGUGUGUGUGUGUG
Molecule: messenger RNA, 764 nt
Organism: Xiphias gladius (swordfish)
Lineage: Eukaryota; Metazoa; Chordata; Actinopteri; Istiophoriformes; Xiphiidae
Gene: tppp3
Product: tubulin polymerization-promoting protein family member 3
Exons: 4
Coding region: 95-631 (178 amino acids)
Biological process (GO): positive regulation of protein polymerization; microtubule polymerization; microtubule bundle formation
Cellular component (GO): microtubule
Molecular function (GO): tubulin binding
Source: RefSeq, a predicted model, not a curated record